Molecule: messenger RNA, 1095 nt
Organism: Cantharellus anzutake
Lineage: Eukaryota; Fungi; Basidiomycota; Agaricomycetes; Cantharellales; Hydnaceae
Product: SURF4-domain-containing protein
Exons: 5
Coding region: 18-1028 (336 amino acids)
Biological process (GO): Golgi organization
Cellular component (GO): endoplasmic reticulum-Golgi intermediate compartment; membrane; endoplasmic reticulum
Source: RefSeq, a predicted model, not a curated record
CCACGGAAGAAAAUUGAAUGGGGAUUACCGUUUCCUUUUCUGGAUUGCCCCAAUCUACGUGUCACAGUUCAAACACUCCCAACUUGUCCUCUCAAUCCACCAUGGCAUCUCGCAUAAACAUUAACCGCGUUCCCCAGAGCUACACGCCCACCUACGACAUUCCUAAACAACGCUCGUAUGCCCAGGACACCUCGUCGUUUCAGGAUGACCCAGUUACCCAGAUCCGCUCUGUCGCAUCGAAAAUUGAGGACUUCGCGGAUAUUUACUCCCAGCCUCUUCGGCCAUACCUGCCUUCCAUUGGACGUUUCUUGAUUGUUGUUACUUUCUUGGAGGAUGCCCUUCGCAUCGUCACACAGUGGGGCGACCAGAUUUGGUACCUGCAGCGCCAUCGCUCAUUUCCAUGGGGAAUAAGCCAUUUCUUUCUUCUGGUUAACAUCAUUACCAUGCUUGGGUCUUCUGGUGCAAUUAUUGCCCAAAGGUACACGGAAAUUGCAGUUGGAGGUCUCCUGGGGGUUGUGAUUAUACAGGGAUUCGGAUACGGCCUCAUUUUUGACCUCAACUUCUUCCUGCGCAACCUCUCAGUCAUCGGGGGGCUCCUAAUGGUGUUCAGCGAAUCGAUGACUAGGCGUAAGGCCCACUUUGCUGGUAUUCCUUCCCUCACUGAGAACGACAGGAGACAAUACUUCCAACUGACAGGCCGCGUAUUGCUCAUAUUCUUAUUCAUUGGCUUUAUUCUGCAGGGUCAAUGGUCCAUUGGAAGGGUUUUCGUUUCAAUUUUUGGACUGGCUGCGUGUGGAAUGGUUGCAGUCGGAUUUAAAGCGAAGUGGGCGUCUGCUUUUCUCGUCAUCUUGCUCUCAAUCUUCAACGUGGUCAUCAACAACUGGUGGAGCAUACAUUCCGCUCACCCUCAACGUGACUUCCUCAAAUACGAUUUCUUCCAAACACUCUCGAUUGUUGGCGGAUUGUUGCUCCUGGUUACCCAAGGCCCCGGUGGCUUUUCGGUUGACGAGAAGAAAAAGGAGUAUUGAACUCUGUGUCGGCUUACGUUAACCUCGGGCUUAAUGGCGAUGCGGUGUUGAUAUGAUCCAUCAAUUU